This is a messenger RNA of Peromyscus leucopus (white-footed mouse), 5795 nucleotides long. RefSeq names its product crumbs cell polarity complex component 2 (gene Crb2). The record is from RefSeq and is a predicted model, not a curated record. The coding region runs from base 144 to 3989 and encodes 1281 amino acids. Lineage: Eukaryota; Metazoa; Chordata; Mammalia; Rodentia; Cricetidae. Gene Ontology annotation, biological process: heterophilic cell-cell adhesion; establishment or maintenance of epithelial cell apical/basal polarity. Gene Ontology annotation, cellular component: protein-containing complex; plasma membrane. The transcript has 13 exons. Gene Ontology annotation, molecular function: calcium ion binding.
CAGUGGGAGGCGGGGCGGAGGAGGACGGCAGGAGGAGGGGCCGGGCCUCUGUCCACCGCGUCAGUGCUGGUCGGAGGGACGAAGUGAAGGGGCUCGGAGCCCGCCGAGCAGAGGGUUCCCACAGGCGAGCAGAGCCCGCUGCCAUGGCGCUGGUGGGGCCUGUGAUCUGGAGCUCCAGACGAGAUGUCCACCUCCUGUUGCUGCUGCUGCUGCUGCUGCUGCUGCCGCCCUGGGUCCCGGCUGGGUUGGUUCCUUCAGAGACUCCAAGUGCCUGUGCCUCAGACCCGUGUGGUGCUGGAACCGAGUGCCAGGCUACAGAAAGUGGUAGCUAUACCUGUGAGCCUGUAGGGCUUGGGGGCUGUGCUUCUCAGCCAUGCCACCAUGGUGCACUGUGUGUACCCCAGGGCCCAGACCCUAAUGGCUUCCGCUGCUACUGUGUGCCUGGCUUCCAGGGUCCCUACUGUGAGCUGGACAUCGAUGAGUGUGCGUCCCGGCCCUGCCACCAUGGGGCCACCUGCCGCAACCUGGCAGAUCACUACGAGUGCCACUGCCCCCUGGGCUAUGCAGGCGUGACCUGCGAGGCCGAGGUAGAUGAGUGCUCGUCAGCGCCCUGCCUGCACGGAGGCUCGUGCCUGGAUGGUGUGGGCUCCUACCGCUGCGUGUGUGCGCCGGGUUACGCAGGCGCUAGCUGCCAGCUGGACGUGGACGAGUGCCAGAGCCAGCCGUGCGCGCAUGGGGGCGUGUGUCACGACCUGGUCAACGGUUUCCGGUGCGACUGCGCGGACACUGGCUACGAAGGUGCGCACUGCGAGCAGGAGGUGCUGGAGUGCUCGUCAGCGCCCUGUGCGCACAACGCAUCCUGCCUCGACGGCCUCCGGAGCUUCCACUGCCUCUGCUGGCCAGGCUUCAGCGGAGAGCGGUGCGAAGUGGAUGAGGAUGAGUGUGCAUCGGAUCCCUGUCAUAAUGGCGGCCAGUGCUUGCAGCGCUCUGACCCAGCCUUGUAUGGGGGUGUCCAGGCCACUUUCCCAGGAGCCUUCAGCUUCAGUCGCGCUGCUGGCUUCCUUUGCACCUGUCCUCUGGGCUUUGCUGGGGAUGACUGCAGUGUGGAUGUGGACGAGUGUGCCUCAGGACCAUGCCUCCAUGGUGGCAGCUGCCAGGAUCUGCCCAAUGGUUUCCAGUGCUACUGCCAGGAUGGAUACACAGGCCUGACAUGUCAGGAAGAUGUGGAUGAAUGCCAGUCAGAACCAUGCCUGCAUGGUGGGACCUGUAGUGACGUUGUAGCAGGCUAUGUCUGCCAGUGCCCUGAGGCCUGGGGUGGACAGGACUGUUCUGUCCAGCUCACAGGCUGCCAGGACCACACCUGCCCACUGGCUGCCACCUGCAUCCCCACCUUCAAGUCUGGACUCCACGGUUACGCCUGUCGCUGCCCACCUGGGACCUACGGGCCUUUCUGUGGCCAGAAUACUACUUUCUCGGUCAUAUCCGGAAGUUCUGUGUGGGGAUUGGUGCCAGCUGGUGACUCUCUGGGUCUGUUACUGACGUUUCGUACCACACUGUUUGCUGGGGCCCUGGCCACUCUCAAGGACACUCAGGUCAGCUUGGAGCUGGUACUGAUGAGGGCCACACUCCAAGCCACACUUUGGAGACACGGCACCGCUGUGCUUGUCCUUACACUGCCAGACCUAGCCUUAAAUGACGGCCGCUGGCACCAGGUGGAGGUGGCACUCCGCCUUGGAGCCCUGGAGCUUCGGCUCUGGCAUGAGGGCUGCCCUGGCCAGCUCUGUGUGGUCGCUAGUCCCGUGGCUACAAGUCCCACAGCCUCAGUGGCCUCUGGGCCUCCUGGGCCCUACUCUAUCCAUCUGGGUGGCUGGGCCUUUGCAGGCUGCUUCCAGGAUGUGCAUGUGGAAGGGCGCCUUCUGCUGCCUGAGGAACUCAAUGGAAAUGUGCUGCUGGGUUGCAAGCGCAGGGAACCAUGUCAACCUCUGCCCUGUGCCCAUGGAGGAGCCUGCGUGGAUCUGUGGACUCACUUCCGCUGCGACUGCCCAAGACCUUACCAUGGGCCCACAUGCACUGAUGAGAUUCCUGCUGCCACCUUUGGCCUGGACGGCACCAUGAGCUCAGUCUCCUUCCUGCUCCAUCAGCUGCGAGGCCCAAACCUCACUGUGUCCUUUUUUCUCCGCACUCGGCAGCCUGCUGGUCUGCUACUCCAGUUUGUCAAUGAUUCAGUGGCUAGCCUAACUGUGUCCCUGAGUGAGGGCCAGAUCCGGACUGAGGUGCUGGGUCAUCCUGCUGUGAUCCUCCCUGGGCGCUGGGAUGAUGGGCUCCGCCACUUGGUGAUGCUCAGUUUUGGUCCUGACCAGCUGCAGGACCUGGGCCAGCAGCUGUAUGUGGGUGGGAAGCUCUACCUUGAUGACGCCCAGCCCUGGGGCGGGCCCUUCCGGGGCUGUCUCCAGGACUUGCAACUCAACGGCCUCCGCCUCCCCUUCUUCUCUUCACCAAUGGAGAACUUGAGUUGGCCCAGUGAACUGGAUGCUGCUCAGUCCUCUAACCUCACCCAGGGCUGUGUCUCUGAGGACAUGUGCAACCCCAAUCCCUGUUCCAAUGGUGGAACUUGCCACGUCACCUGGAACGACUUCUCCUGCAGCUGCUCUGACAACUUCACAGGGCCCACCUGUGCCCAGCAGCUGUGGUGCCCCAGCCGGCCUUGCCUCCCACCUGCCACCUGUGAGGAGGUUCCCGAUGGCUUUGUAUGUGUGGCAGAGACUACGUUCCAAGAGGGCCCUCCUGCUGUGUUCAGCGGCCACAACGUGUCCUGGGCGCGGCCCCUGAGCGAGCUCACUCUGGCCUUCCGCACUCGCGACCCCGAGGCUGGGCUGCUGCGCGCCGCGGAGAGCGCCGACUCGGGUAUCUGGCUGGCGCUGCACAACGGCUCGCUGGCAGCGGAUGUGGCGGGCUCGGUGCUGCCCGCGCCCGGGCCGCGCGUGGCAGACGGCGCCUGGCACCACGUGCGUCUGGCCCGGGAGCUCCCACAAGCCACCGCCUCACGCUGGCUGCUGUGGCUGGACGGCGCGGCGACGCCUGUGGCUUUGCAGGGCCUGGGUGGCGACCUGGGCUUCCUGCAGGGCCCAGACGCCGUGCGCGUGCUGCUGGCUGAAAACUUCACAGGCUGCCUGGGCCGCGUGGCGCUCGGUGGCCUCCCGUUACCCUCUGCGCCUCCGCGACCAGGUGCGAUCCCCGGAGCCCGCGAGCACUUCGUGGCCUGGCCUGGGUCACCAGCCAUGCGCCUUGGAUGCCGCGGUGCGCCCGUGUGCGCGUCCUCUCCCUGCCUGCACGGCGGUGCCUGCCGAGACCUCUUUGAUGUCUUCGCCUGUGCCUGCGGCCCGGCCUGGGAGGGACCCCGCUGCGAGGCCCGCGCUGACCCUUGUCGCUCGUCGCCCUGUGUCCGGGGCCAAUGCCACGCGCGCCCCGAAGGCCGCUUCGAGUGCCGCUGCCCUCCAGGCUUCGCUGGUCCUCGCUGCAGGGUGCCUGUUCUGCCUCAGGGAUGUAGCCUCAACUCCACCUGCAAGGAUGGCGCCCCUUGUGAGGGUGGACCUCUAGGCACCAACUGCAGCUGCCAGGAGGGCCUUGCUGGCCUGAGGUGUCAGAGUCCUGACCUACCCUGUGAAGCCAACCCUUGCUUGAAUGGAGGCACCUGCCAGGCAGUCAGUGGCAUAUCUGAAUGCACUUGCAAUGCAGGAUUCUCUGGCCGGUUCUGUGAAGUGGUGAAAAGCCUGCCUCUGCCCCUGCCAUUCCCACUGCUGGAGGUAGCAGUGCCUGCAGCCUGUGCCUGCCUCCUCCUCCUCCUCCUGGGCCUCCUCUCAGGGAUCCUUGCUGCAAGAAAGCGCCGCCAGUCUGAGGGCACCUACAGCCCAAGUCAGCAGGAGGUGGCAGGGGCUCGUCUGGAGAUGGACAGUGUCCUCAAGGUGCCACCAGAGGAAAGACUUAUCUAGGCUGGUCUGGCUGCUGGUGCCAUGCCCUAAAGGUCCUACAGGAUCACUGCAGAACCUCUACCUGGAGGCUGGGGGAGACUAUUUCCAGAGCUAGGACACCCACAAGAUGUGCCACCAUGGUUGGCAACCCUUGCCCUGUCCAUCAUGGAUUCAGAAAAUGGGGAACAACUCAGGGAAGCAGAGGAGGCUGUGGGAGUAUGAAUGUCUCUGACCUGCUGGGCUGUAUAUAGGAGGGUACAUGUGGGUACCCAUGGUAUGACUGACAGGUGUAUGUAUGUGUGUAUCUUUCUGUCUGUCUGGGGGAGAGGGAGAGAGAGAGAGAGAGGAGAAUGAGGGGUGUGUGGCACAUUGCACUGUGCUGUGACGGGGUGUGGGCAUGCCCUGAGAGUCUACAUGACUGUAGUGUGGCAAGUGAUUUCACAGGGGAAGAGGCUGCUUCAUGGCCGAGGACAACCUGGGUGCCUCUGAGACAAGGGAAGCCCAAGGCUGCACGCUCUCUAGCACUGGACAGGCCAGAGCUUGCCCAAGCUCCUAGACUUUGGUCUUGACAUCUUGUCCAACCUCUAAGGGCAGCCUUUGUCCCAGAGAAGCUGGGGAAUAGGGAAGGCUUCUUGGCUUCCAGAACAAAAGCCCUUUUGGGCAGAUCUGGUGGACAGUGCCAUGGCUAAUACCCCCCGGGGCCUGUAGGGCAGGCCUGCGGGAACCAAGGAACAGCUGCCCUUGGCUGUCCCGCCUGCUGUGGGCAUCUGCAGGCAUGGAGCAACCUUUCUGCCCACCUCACAAGGCUAUUCUGAGGAUCCGAGAGACAAACAGGCAGAAACUCCAGAAGCUGUUUAAACUCCAUCUGAUGGAAAAGACUAACUGCCCUUUUGAGUACUGGAAAGUGCCCCAUCUGCCUACAGCCAAAGGGGCUUCCUGGAACCCUCGCAAGGCCAGAGGGCAGAAUGGAGAUGUAGUUCUGUCCCUGCAGCUCUGCGGUUCUGCAGCACAGGCUGACCUAUUGCCUGCAGUUCCAUUGUCUGCGUAUGGCUGUUAACUGAGGGAAAGCAUGCCAAGGAAGGCCUCAACUGUGUGCCCACCAGUGCUCGGCAGAGGCGCAUUGGCAGCUACUGCACUGUCCUCAGGCUGCAGGGUUACAUCCUGUGGCUACACACUCAAGUGCACUUGACUUCUGACUCCACCCCCAGAGGGCACUGCCUGCAGAUCCAGCCUCCUUUGGACUUCCCAGGGCCCUCUGUCAUCCUUGCUGACCAGGCCAGUGCCUCCUAACUGGGGGCUCCAUGUGUAAAUGUCAGGGAACUUUUACACAGGAAGCUGGAUGUCUCAGGUUUCAGUCACCUCCAGAAGGCACAGACUUGGGGGCACUGGGGUUCAGUAGAAGCUUUGAUGAGACCCUGGAUGUUGAGAGGCUUGCUUGGUCCUUACCCUGUAGCGGUGGCACCAACUUGCCCCUAGCUGUCUUGGUGUCCCUUGGAAGAGGGGAGGGGAAACGGGUGAACUGUUCCAGUUGCCAGAUCCUAAGAUGUUUCCUGCAGGACGCCAACAACGAGACAUCGCAGCAUCACCAGUGUGGGCCGCACAGUAUCUAUCCACUUGGGGGAAGAGGCUGUUCUUGUGGAGGUCUGGGGGAAGGGUGGAACUUGCUCCUUCCUGUAAUCCUGCCCAUCCCCAGUUCCCUCCCUGGCAGGGAAGGGGCAAGCUGAUGGUGAAGAUGGCCAAGUGCCUGCUCAGGCUUCUCCUCAUUUGAAGGACUCAGGACCACAGCGUUCUCCCCAACUAAACAUACAGUUCAUCACUGGGUUCUCA